Acanthaster planci (crown-of-thorns starfish) is the source of this 5043-nucleotide messenger RNA. Its product is annotated as small COPII coat GTPase SAR1B-like. The record is from RefSeq and is a predicted model, not a curated record. Gene Ontology annotation, biological process: intracellular protein transport. NCBI's taxonomy places the organism in Eukaryota, Metazoa, Echinodermata, Asteroidea, Valvatida, Acanthasteridae. Gene Ontology annotation, molecular function: GTPase activity; GTP binding.
AAUGACGUAAAUUUCGCAGACUUCAUUUCAGUGGUCUCGGGUGCCUUCUAGAUCUCAAAACACUCUGCUCUAAUGUUAGUAUUAUCAGUAUAGUUUUAGUGUUCGGCCGCGCAUUAUUUUGUUAACAUCGAUCGGAGGCUUAAAAUCAGAAGUUCAUCAUGUUCCUUGUAAAUUGGUUUACGGAUGUGCUCGCUAUGUUGGGCUUAUGGAAGAAGAGCGGGAAGCUUGUGUUUCUUGGGUUAGACAACGCCGGCAAGACGACGUUACUACACAUGCUGAAGGAUGGCAGGAUGGCACAACAUGUUCCAACGUUACAUCCUACAUCAGAAUCAUUAAGCAUGGGGUCGUUAUCUUUCACAACCUUUGACCUGGGUGGCCACGAGCAGGCGCGGCGAGUGUGGAAGGACUACCUGCCUGCGAUCAACGGCAUUGUGUUCCUCAUAGAUGCCGCCGACCCCACCAGAUUUGCUGAGUCAAAGGCAGAACUUGACGGUCUGUUAACAGACGAGUCUGUGGCCAACGCCCCAGUACUGAUCCUGGGCAACAAGAUUGACAUCCCCACAGCUUGCAGUGAAGAUCACAUUAGAGAUUGUUUCGGCCUCAUUCAGCAAACGACAGGAAAGGGAAACAUACCUCUAAAAGACUUGCCGGGUCGCCCCGUUGAGUUAUUCAUGUGCAGUGUCCUCAAGCAACAAGGCUACGGCGAAGGCUUCAAAUGGCUGGCACAGUACAUAUAGUACCUCCAUCUGAUCUAGGAUAACUCAUAGGAUUUUUGUAAGUUAAGAAAAAAAACCAAAACGAAUGAACUUGUUAUAUGCGAUUGAACUUCCAAAACGACAACAAGUGGAGACUGCUCCCUAAGGGGAAAAAAGGAACGGUCGUCUGCCUGAGCCUUGAAGCUCAAACAUGAGACCAAGCGACUUGAGGGAAGUGGGUGCCGUUUGUGUCGUCUGGUCAAACGGUUCAGCGUUUUUUUGCAAAGACUGAAUGACUAUAUUUUAAAGAUGCAUCGAGGAGAGUGGGAUAAAAAAAAGAAAGCAUUACAAAUUCUUCACUGGUAAUUUGGGCUGAUGAAUACGCUCUAUGGACAUUUAUGUACCCAUCGAAAAAAAAAAAGCAAUGCCUGAUUUUGACUGCAAGUGCCGUGCUUCAUGGGAGGUCAACCCGGGAGACAAUGCUUUGAGCUGGAUGUGUUGCUGCCAUUGUAACACUGGAAACGUAGCACUACAGCCACGCGUCCGGUAGACCUGCUUCAUCUUGCGGACCUGCUGCAUCCUGCAGACCUGCUUCAUCCUGCAGAUUUGGAUCAUCCUGCAGACCUUCAUUCCAUUCGCUCGAUUCACUCUGCAGACCCAUUUCAUUCUGAAGAACUGCAUCGUUGUGCACAUUUGUUUCACUGGUGUAAUUUGCAUCUCAACCUCGCAUCCUGGGAGUAACAGGUGUUAUUUCAUCUGACCCUCACAUGGAUGCGUCCGAGGAUAGUGCUUCCUAGGAUUUUUGGGGGGUUUACGGAGGGGAUGGGGUUUGGUUAAUGAGAUAUGACCUUUCUUUUUUUUUUACCCGCAAUGGUAGCUGCCGCGAUUGAUCUACUAAAAGUCAUGCGUGUGAUUUGCACCUGAGAGAAGAGACCAUUUCCAGUACAUUAAUAUUUGCACUUUGCUGAGUAUACAAGAGUAUUGCUUAGUAAGCCAGAAAGCAGGUUCAGUACUUUUGAUUUCCAUGUAUAUGCAAAUUGGCCAAGUGAUUUUUGCCUGUUCAGUAGAUUUAUCUAAGUUCGCCCAGCUGAAGGUGGCAUUUCAUGGGGGUCAGUCUGUCAUUUGGGAAUUCAGCAUAGCUGUCUUUGAAAAGAAUUUACCGCCAGUGGCUUCGAUCUGAGCUUGAAUUGCAUUGUAGGUCAACAUUCCGAUCUCAAGGCUGUUGCUAUUUUAACUUCCCCCAAAUGAAGGGUUUUCAGGAAGGAGCAUCCCCCUAAUGAAGGGGUUUUAGGAAGGAGCAUCCCCCAAAUGAAGGGUUUUUAGGAAGGAGCAUCCCCCAAAUGAAGGGUUUUUAGGAAGGAGCAUCCUGCUGAACCGUUCUACUGCUCCCACUUAAAGACAUUUGUUCACGGUUACAGAUGGUCUCACUUUUUAAAACUGUCUUGUUCGAAUGCUUGCAUAUAAUUGGUCCUUGAGGGUAUUCAGGAAAGGGGACUUUUUAUUAAAAAAUCCAAGGUGUUAGUGUACACUUUGCUUAACCCUAACAGUCCUUCACCUUUUGGAGGAUUGAGGACUGUUAGGGUUAAGAAGCGUCAGUUUCAAGAAAAAAAUGGUACAAUAAACAUGCACCUGUUCCAUAGGUUUUGAAAUGGGUUGAUGUUAUUGUUGCUUUUUUAGUGAAACACAGUGAAAAAGCAACAGAAAGUUGGCGAGGUGGUUUGUAGGAAAUGAGACUAGUUUUGCAGAGAUAAAAUUAAUUUGCCACACAUAAUGCAGUACCCGAAUGAUUUUUGCAACUCCUGUACGUCUGAAAAUUGAGGAAUGAGAGACAAAUUGAUAAUUCUCCGUCACUGCGAUACUUUGAUUCAUCAGCAAGGAUCAGUAAAGUCUUUUAUGUAUUUGUUCGUAAUGUAUGCAAAAAGUCCUCUGUGUAUUUAUUUUUAUGUUGAUGGCAUAACGUUAUGCAGGCUUGUGAACUUUAGCCAAAAAAAAAAACACUCUGAUCGUCAUGUACAUUUUAAAUGUUUUAAGUUGGUUGUCAGUUGUCCGAUAAUAUUUCGGCCCUUUGUUCCGCUGUUGGAUGUGGGUGCUUUCAUGUACUAGACUGAUAUUGUUAUACACCUGCGUUGUACAGAGCAACAGUAAAUUCCAGAUUUAGGCUUAGCAAUGAUAAGAAUGGAUCAAAGUGCAACUUUUUCAAAGUCUGUUCUGCAGACCGUACUUCUUUCAGAGCUAGUUAAGCUAACACCAGGUAUUGAAAAGCAGUAAAAUUGCAGCCUCAUUCAAAAACGGAGUAUUUUCAUCAUUGGACCGCCUGUUUUUGUCAAAAUAAAGAAAUGCUAUACUGGUAAUCCACUAGACCGCAUGUGUAUGUCUGACAUUAUUGCUUGUAAAUCAUCAAAUCAUCAAUCAGAUCAUUUCCUCAAGGAAGCUCGUUUUGAUACUGUCAUGCACACUUUGUAUAGCUUGUUAGCAGGUGAAUCAGGUCUAAUAAUCAGUAACAUUUCAUUAUUAAAUGACUGCCAAUCGCCAAACUCUCAUUUUAACACACUGUUCCUGGCAUGUAUCUGUUACAGUUUGAGUGUGCUGUCAUAAUGUAGAUGUUGCAUCUGUGAAGAAAAACCAGAAAAACAAAGACACGGGCAUACCUGUAAAUUCAAGCAUUGCUAGCCUGCAAGGUGUGAACAUGCAUCAUGUGGUUCAAGCAGAAUCAUGUAAAUUCAUUUCAGUUAACAAUUAUGCAAAUUUAUUGGGCAAAGUGGGCAUUCAGACGUUACGUGUAUGGAAUGUUUUCAGUAUUGUGAAAUUCUGCUUGUGUGAAGCUUUGUGCUGUUUAAAUGCAUGUACAUGUAGUUGAAUCUGUACAAAUCUGCCAUGAGUCAAACUUUGGCUCUUAAAUGUUUGUUCACAUCGCAUGAACCGCUGUACUUGUAGAUAUGGUUUGAACUGUUACCAGAAAGACUUUGUGAUUUUCAUUUUUGCAUAAAAACCAGUGAGGGUGGUUUGCAGAUCAACAUUGAGGAUGGUGAUAGACUGGCUCCUUGCCCUGGUGUUAUUUCAAAUAAUGGAACAAAAUUUUUGGAAUCGACAUUUGAUGAGAUAAGCCCUGAAAACCAUAGGGGUGCCCUACGUUUCCAACAAUAUGCCAUAUCUUUUCAAUUAAAUUAAAGAGAGUAGUGAAAGGGCAUCAGCCAGGGUACAUGUAUGAUUACACAGUUAUCUGGUCUCAAUAUGCAGAUUUUUUUCCAACCUUGGCCGUGCUCAUUAGAUCAGCAACCUGAUCAUCCGUGCUGGGGUUCAUACUUGGACUUAAAGUGUUUCCUAGCCCAGUUGAUGUAAUGUUUUGUCCUACUGACGGAUGUGUUCUCAAGUACUGUUGACAAUCUCCACCUGUACUGAGCUUCAUACUUUUCGUUUGACAAGUCAUGAAUGUUUUAUUUUAAUUUUUAUGUUUAUUUUCUUGAUAUUGUAUGCCAUGUAUGUUUUUCCAAAUGAUUGUUUUUAUGAGUAAAUUUAUUGCAUGCUGACACAAUUACUUUAAAAUAUCUAAUUGCCUUGAAUUUAGUAUGUAAUCCUUUUGUCCUUAGUGUGUAGAUGUAGAAUGUAAUAAUUUUGUUGGUAUAAAAGUCUCCAUUGAUGUUGUGACAGUGAACAGUCAGAGGCAAUUUGUAAGGGCACAUCCACCUAUAUUGGAAACUUGGUGAAUUUUUUGACUGUCCAUGAUCUGCUUCAUGUUGAGGUUGAUCCCGCCUCAUUUCCUUGUCAGCUUCUCCCAGUGAGGUUUUGGAUCUAACCCCAUCGCUCAUCCAACCAUUCAUGCAGUAGAUGCAUUCUUGGUAGUUUAUGUCAGUGCUAUUUUAGUGACAGCUCUUUGCUAUAAAUAACUUUAUGCAGGAAUAGUGGGCAGAGUCAGAGGUCCAAAAACAAGCCAGUAGGAGUGGUCAGUGUUAUCGUCUGCAUACAAAUUUCUGUAUAUAUUGAGAUGCCCAAGCAAUCUAUCAAAAUGGAGAACAGACCGUGCUCUUUUAAUAGUUGCGGGGGAAAAAAAUUAUGACUCAUUUUGUGGGAUCAUAUUGCAUAUGUGCUGCUUUAUUCUACGUUUUUUAGGGAAAAAAACUGUUUUGUGAUCAGACUCGGAUAAAAAAGUGCACUCGAUGUAAUGGCCAUUUUAUACACUACAUUAGGAGCAAGGGAAGUUGCAGAAUUUUUAAAGGUCUAGUAAAAUGUUUUUGUUUUGGUUGUUGCUGUUUUCUUUUCUUAAAAAUAUGUAUGUAUGUAAAUUAACAAAGAACGGCAGAUUUGCCGAUUGGAAUUGGAACAAUAAAAUGUCAGUAAUAUUGCAGCCUUG